CCAAGUUGUACGCACGCGUUCCGUAUUACGUGCUACGAUCUACGCAAGCACGUUAGCAUACCGUCUAAGUUUUCAGAAAGUUUCGUGCGCUUGAAUAUUGGAUGCAAUUUGUGCUAUUAAUGUUGUGCUUUGUGAAUAUAUACGUGCCGUUUGCAUAGAUUUGUAACAGUUCUAUAAUUGGACAUUUUUAUUGGAGUAUCACAAUUAUUGUACAAUGAGGGUCGUCAGAUGAACAGCUCUUGUGGAGGAUCGGCGCUACGUUGGUGGCAUUAAGGCAUGGCUUCGGGACACGUGCACGUUUUCAUCUCCAUCGUGAUGCUGCUCUGCAAAGAGUACACCGUGACAAGCUUGGAACUGUUAGAGCUCCGAGUGCCGACACACGUACCUCUGGGCACGAGGCCAUCGCUGUCAUGUCGCUGGCGACUGAGUCCCACCGACAUACUAUACUCCGUCAAGUGGUACAAAGAUGGAAAAGAAUUCUUUAGACACGUACCGCGUGAUGUUGAACCGAGGAGAAAAUUUUUGCUGCCUGGAGUUGACGUAGAGCAAUCAUCUCCCAACGCAUCUAACGUAACGCUUUACCCAGCGGUACUCGAGACAGGCGGACGCUAUCGGUGCGAGGUAUCUGGCGAGAGACCACUCUUUCCGACCGUCUCAGAUCAUGCUGAUAUGAUCGUAGUAGCUCUACCCUCUACAGGACCAGUUAUAACUGGUUCUCGACUGCGUUAUCAGAUUGGGGAUCGAGUUCAAGUGAACUGUACGUCUGGUCGGUCCCGCCCCGCCACGAGGCUCUCGUGGUACAUCAACGGUGAACCAGCACCACUCUCCACUGUUCUUGAACCAAAACUUUACAAGCACGAAGAUGGGUUGGAGACUACAAGUCUUGUCCUCGAUUUUAAAGCUAAGCCGAAGCACUUUCGGAAGGGAGACUUGAAGUUGAAGUGCCUCGCAACCAUCGCCACAGUGUACUGGCGUAGUAACGAAGAAAGCGUGCAAGGAGAACGGUCGAAGGGGUAUUCCCGCUCCAAGGAGUCCCUCGAGGGCGCCUCGCGCGCCGACCGCGUGCAUGCCGCGGGCAAGUCUGGAUACCGCGGCCAUAACGUACCUCCACUACCAGUGACACUCCUAUUAACUCUUAUUCUACAUUUUCCAAUGAGAUUCCACAAAAUGUAAGGAUUUUGAAAGAUGAAUUUAGCAUUCCAUUAAUAUUCGGCACGUUUCAAUGAAUAAGAGUUUAUAAGCGUACCGGAAAUAAAAGUAUAAAAUAAUUGAAAAUUCCAGUCAUAUCAUAAGCAACAUACUGAUUUAAAUAAUAGAUAACUAAAAUAAAUUACUAGUAUAACAUUAUAAUACUAGUAAUUAUAAUGUGAUACUAGUACACAUAACUUCAGCUAAGAGUAACAUGAGAAAAAUCGUAGAUAUCGCUUUAA
Messenger RNA from Nymphalis io (European peacock), 1430 nucleotides. RefSeq lists its product as uncharacterized. Lineage: Eukaryota; Metazoa; Arthropoda; Insecta; Lepidoptera; Nymphalidae. Bases 277 to 1173 code for a protein of 298 amino acids. The transcript has 6 exons. The record is from RefSeq and is a predicted model, not a curated record.